AUGGCCUUCAUAACCACCGUACUGUUCUGGAUAUGUGCGCUGUGUUUUCUAGAAAUCGAUGCGCAGACUUUGCCACGGGUUGCCCUCAAAAAGGGCAAAGAACCACGAAGACCACUGUCAUUCACUCAAACAAGAAACCCCAAUUGGGUUGCACGACAGAUUCCAGUAACGACAAUAUAUGCAGCACCAUUUUUAAAGCAUCAUCUCCGCAUGCCCGAACCACUCCAGGAGGCAGUAAAUGAGCUCACCACGUCGGACAUAUCAAACCGCUCAUCGCUCAUACAUGAGAGAGCCAACGGUGUAAAAACAACAGGGACAAAUGGGUUAUAUACGUUCCCUGUAGCGAUUGGAAAUCCUCCCCAAACAUUCAAUAUCAUGUUUGAUACCGGCUCUGGAGACUUCUGGGUAUGGUCAUGGCUCAUGCCACAGACUCUAACUGCAGGUCGGAACGUGUACAACGGAUCGAAAUCAACAGAAUCCGCUCGAUGGAACGGUCAGUCAUUCAAUGUCCAAUACUCCAGAGGUAGUGCCUAUGGAUUGGUAUGGCAAGAUACCGUCACAGUGAACGGGGAGUAUCCUAUUGCUGGGAAUCCGGUUGAAUGUGCGCAAAACCUGGGAGGAGAUAAUCUCGUUGCACUCACAGGUGUUGACGGUAUCAUGGGACUGAAUACUUGGAUAAAUGAUUCCGAGUAUCCAGCACCACAACAGACAUGGCUCAGCUAUAUCAUUGACCAAUAUUUACCAUUGCCUCUGUUCACAGUGGCCCUCGUUCGAGGGGGUGUUGGAACGAUGGACUUUGGCAAGAUUGACACCAAGAAAUACACGGGGAACAUCCUUUAUACGCCUGUAGUACCGCUUGCAGAUUGGCCCGGAUCUGGAUACUGGCUUGUAAAUUGGAGCGGGUACUCCAUUGGCCGAGGCUCUUUCAACAACUCCAUCUCGCAGGUAUUCGUAGACAGUGGAUGUAAUCUGGUGUUGCUACCACAAUCCAUGACCAACAAGUACUACGCGCAGGUGAAAGGCGCCUGGCAACAAUCCAACGGGUUUUGGAUGUUUCCUUGUUCGUCAACCAUGCCCACCUUUACAUUUGGAAUAGGAAAUUCCCGAUUGACGGUUGGGGCGAAGAACAUGGUGUUCUUGAACGUCGACGACGGAGUCAAUUGCCUGGGAGCGAUCCAACAAACGGAGGAGGAUUCCUACGUUUUGAUCGGAGCACCCUGGCUCGAGGGGUUGUUUGUAGUACACGAUUACGGGGCAAAGCGCAUAGGAUUCGCCGCCAGAACAUGA
Molecule: messenger RNA, 1287 nt
Organism: Glarea lozoyensis ATCC 20868
Lineage: Eukaryota; Fungi; Ascomycota; Leotiomycetes; Helotiales; Helotiaceae
Product: Acid protease
Exons: 3
Coding region: 1-1287 (428 amino acids)
Biological process (GO): proteolysis
Molecular function (GO): aspartic-type endopeptidase activity
Source: RefSeq, a predicted model, not a curated record